Messenger RNA from Seminavis robusta, 417 nucleotides. Lineage: Eukaryota; Bacillariophyta; Bacillariophyceae; Naviculales; Naviculaceae. The record is from the annotation of a GenBank genome assembly.
AUGGCCAAAAUUGAACGCUGCAAUCCACAACCGGAACACUAUUUGACAUCCUGGACGACCCAUCAGAUUGAGUUGGAGGCAAUUUUGUCGGACGCCUUUCCCGUGGGCACCAAGUUUGCGAGUUGGUUGCAACUGAAACAAGUAUUGGACCAGAUUGGAGCCAAUUGGUCCUUUAAAGUGACCCAUACCACCAGCAAGUUGGUUUGUGUGUUGGGUCCCAGCCGAUUCUACCAAGCCAAAAAAGAAACCAAAAGAGUAUCGUCCAAUGUCCCUGUAUUGUGGCCUAUUCCUACCAGAAUUUCACCCGUGCGGCCCGCAGAGACAAAGUACCCAGUCUGCGUUUCGUGGCUUCCAUUUCCAGUGCCAACUAUAAGCAUACAUGCGGAUGUGCUCCAGCCAACCCGCCGUCAGGAUUAG